This is a messenger RNA of Brassica oleracea var. oleracea, 595 nucleotides long. Its product is annotated as protein Asterix. The transcript has 3 exons. Gene Ontology annotation, biological process: protein insertion into ER membrane. Bases 96 to 422 code for a protein of 108 amino acids. NCBI's taxonomy places the organism in Eukaryota, Viridiplantae, Streptophyta, Magnoliopsida, Brassicales, Brassicaceae. The record is from RefSeq and is a predicted model, not a curated record. Gene Ontology annotation, cellular component: endoplasmic reticulum membrane. Gene Ontology annotation, molecular function: protein folding chaperone.
AGGUUAUAACUGUAGUUACUGUGCUCGUAGUUAUAUGAUCGGAGUAGCAAUUAACGCAGUAGAUCCACGGCAAGUUUUAGAGAGAGAGAGAGAAGAUGUCUCACAGUCACGGGAACGCUUCGUCGGCGAACGAUCCACGGCAGCCUUCGGCGGCGAAGCCUUACACUCCGCGACCUAUUGCCCCGGAGGAUCUCCCCGUUGACUACUCCGGAUUCAUCGCCGUUAUCCUCGGCGUCUCUGGCGUUAUGUUCAGAUACAAGAUCUGCUCGUGGCUUGCGCUUAUAUUCUGUGCUCAGUCGCUGGCCAAUAUGAGGAACUUGGAGACUGAUUUGAAGCAGAUCUCCAUGGCUAUGAUGUUUGCUAUAAUGGGAUUGGUCACAAACUACUUGGGGCCUAAUAGACCCGCCGCGACCAAGAAAUAAUUCGUGAACUAGUCUUGCUUUCUUUAUAUUAUAGCAUCUUUUGUCAAACCUUGUUUUGGUUCUUGUUUCCGCAUCCUUAAUAUUCGAAGGUUCUCAUUUCAGACACACAGAAAUUGAAUUCCAACUUUUAUGUUUUAUAGCCACUAUUUAUGAUAUGAAAAGUUGAAUGAUGA